Molecule: messenger RNA, 820 nt
Organism: Thermothelomyces thermophilus ATCC 42464
Lineage: Eukaryota; Fungi; Ascomycota; Sordariomycetes; Sordariales; Chaetomiaceae
Exons: 2
Coding region: 72-626 (184 amino acids)
Molecular function (GO): 2 iron, 2 sulfur cluster binding
Source: RefSeq, a predicted model, not a curated record
UCUGAUCUCUUGAACGAACCUCGAUUCAAUCAAGGUCAACGUAGACAAGACAUCAGAGCCAGGGAGGUCAAAUGACAAUAUUCCUCAAUCCUUUUCGAACCCCGGCUCGAACAGGAGCCGAGUGGUUCUCGGUCGGUCUUGCCUCGUCAUUCCCGGAUGUCAGCCUCGACAUCGAUGGGAAAGAGAAUGUGAGCGAAAAUGAAGCCCGACUCUGCGGAAGCCACGGCCCAAAGGCAACGCCAGGUUGUAAGGUCUUCCACGUUCCCAAGGAAGACCCUUCCCAGCGAACCGAGGUCGAUCUCCCGGUCGACGACGCGGCACAGGAUUUGACAGAUCAAGUACUCGUCUUUCAAUAUCGGGGCAAGUUUCAUGCCAUCGACCAUCAAUGCCCUCACUCUUCCUACCCACUCUCCCAGGGCAUCCCAUUCGACAUCGAGGACUUCGGCAUCGUCCUCAGCGCCGGUCUGACGUGUCCCAAGCAUAACUGGUCCUUUGACCUGUUUUCGGGCAGGUCGGACCGCGGCAAUUACAAGCUCAGGGUCUGGGAAGUCGAGCUGCGCGACAUCGAGGGGGUGCAGACGGAUGACAAAGAAGUGUGGGUGAGGAGAAAGCCCAGGAUCGGCUGAAAGCUGGAGGGAUGGGCUUAGAAUAGGUCUGGUUGUCGGGUUCUGGAAAGAGAGUGGAGGACAAGAGGGGUGCUGCUCAGCUGCUGUCCCCGCCAUCAGCGCCACAUCAUGUUCUCUCUCCUCUACCACCUGGCCUGCACACAAGCUUUGCUCCGGACAGCGGCCGCACUCGGCUUGACGGCGGCCUUGGGCUG